AUGAAGAAGAAGAUGGCCAGGGAUGGCAGCAAUGCAGCAGCAGCGGAGGAAUUGGCCGUCGGUUGCUUCGUCUCCAUCAAGACCACCUUGGGCGACAACUUCCAGGGCCAGGUCAUCACCUUCGACCGCCCCUCCAACAUCCUCAUCCUUCAAGAGGGUUUGAAAGGAGGGCCUAAGCGGAACAUCAGGCUACUCAAGGCCAACUAUAUCAAGGAGUUGAGCUAUUUGGGUCAAGCUGAAGACCCACUUGACAGUAAGAACUGUUACCUUGAUCUUAAUAGUCUCAGAGCCAGAGAGGAAUCAGCUAUCAGACAAGCAGAGGCAGAGUGUGAGAGGAUCGGAGUUGGUGUCACCAGCCAGGCUCAGAACAUUUUCGAUGCCUUGUCUAAGACGUGAGUGCUUUGCUCUUUCUUCUUAAGUGUGAUGAAUGAGGUUCGUGUAAGCAGUCCAUAUCUUCCCGAGUCUGUCAGUGGAGGAACUCCUGCUGCCCAUGAUCGGGUGAAGAAAGUGCUUGAGUUGGAGAAGACUUUUCCCUCAAGGGAUAAGUCAUUGUGGGUAUCUUUGUUUUCUGAGCAUGAACUCGAAAAGAGUAGUUUAUUUGCAAAUGUGGGAGACAUGCUUUUUAAGCAUGAACUCGAAGAACAAGAAUACUUCAACCAAGCUGAAGCAAUCUUGGUGAUUUCUUCCUCAUAUAAAUAUACAGGUUCUGUGGUUAUUGUUGCUAUUGAGUAUAGUUUGAUUUUCAAUCCUUUGGUUGUAAAAGAGUUGGUCCAAUACUUUUAA
Molecule: messenger RNA, 783 nt
Organism: Rosa chinensis
Lineage: Eukaryota; Viridiplantae; Streptophyta; Magnoliopsida; Rosales; Rosaceae
Product: protein LSM12 homolog A
Exons: 4
Source: RefSeq, a predicted model, not a curated record